Molecule: messenger RNA, 2423 nt
Organism: Carassius carassius (crucian carp)
Lineage: Eukaryota; Metazoa; Chordata; Actinopteri; Cypriniformes; Cyprinidae
Exons: 4
Coding region: 77-730 (217 amino acids)
Source: RefSeq, a predicted model, not a curated record
UAAGGACGCUUCAUAUGACUCGAUCUGACACUCUUCUGCUGGGAUUGGACUCUUCUAGAGACUGGAUUUUGGAGAAAUGAUGCUGAUCUUUGGACUGAUGCUGCUGCUGCAAACUGCUGCAUGUCUGGAGGUAAACUGCAGUUUUGAUCAAUCUGAUCCCUGUUACGCAGCUCUGGGACACAAACUCAAUCUGCUGAUGGAGCGGGACGCUAGUAAAUAUGACCUGCAGUUAAAAAAGAGAAUAAACGACAACACAGCAGAUGAUCCAGUUUGUAGAGUAAAGAAUGACAUUAUGAGCAUGAGUGAAUGUGAUCUUUAUAAAAGCAGACCUGAAGUGACAGUCAUUAAUGGGACUGUGAUAAUAAAGCGUGUGAUCAGAGCAGAUUCUGGGAAUUACACAUUAAUUCUCUCUCACUCAGACGGCACAGAAACAUCUAGAGAUCUUCAAGUGAUUGUUGAAGGUCCUUCAGUUGCUCUGAUCGUUCUGGGAUGUUUUGCUGUAAUUCUUAUUAUUCUGGUUGCCAUUGCAUAUUACAUUUACAAGAAGAGGAAUCGACUCAAAACAACAGCAGAUACAGAAUACACCUCGACGGACGCUCAGACAAACAGGAAUGAGAAGAACGAGCAAGAGCUUCAUUAUGAAGAGAUUAUGUUCAGCAGCUCAAACAUUAAACAGCAGCCGCGUAAAACACAAGAGGAAUGUGUGUACGCUCAGGUACAGAUGCACUAGUGUCAAAACCAACACAGAAACACAAACAGUCAGUGGACUAGUGUGAGUUCACACUUAACUGUCGUGAAGACACAACAGGCCAUUUCUUUGGCUUCUUAUGAUGAAAUGCUGGGUUUAUUGCACAUUUAUUUCCUGUGUGGUAACAGAAAAACAGUGUCUGAUGCAGAACAGACAUUUGAAAGAACAGACACUGGCCGACUGGAGGAAUACUGUACAUGACCGCUGUGGGCAACUUGUGCAGUAUUUAACGUCUUUCUGUCACAUACUACAAAAUUAAAAUACACUUUUGUUUUCAGUCCCCUUGUGCUGUCUUUUCCUCCACUUUGUCGCCUCCUAGUGAACAACAAAACAACAAAGAUCCAUUUUUUACAGACUGAUGACGUGUUUCCAUAUAUUAACAUUGUAAAUCAAGUUUUAAGUUUAUUUAUUUUUAAAUAAAUGUACAGGAGACGUAUUUUAUCUGUGAUUUAUUCUAUGUGCUUUGUGGUGUUAUCUGCUACCGUUCUCACAGAGGUGAUUGGUUCACCUGUUGCUGAUUGGCUGCCCAGUCUCCUCAGCUCCACUGAUUGGCUGCAGUCAGGAGAAAGCCAGCAUAUAAAGCCAGCAUAGCCUCAUAAUAAGCUGAGAGGGUUGCAGAUUACUGUAUAUCUCGCAGCAUGGACUUCUUUUUGCUUGAUCCAGAUAAUGCAACGGUUUUCUGUUAUAGAUAUGUGCUAACAAUUGGUGAUAUUGUGAAUGUAGCUGAACACAUAUUUUUGUUAAGAAAUUAAGAUUUUCUUUAAAGGAAACCUGUAGGGAGGUGGGUGCCUUUUUGUUUGAAAUUGCUUUUCUCCUGGUUAUGUGACAAAAUUUACAAUAACAGUAAAACAAAAAGCAGAGGUAGACGGCUGGCCAAACACAGCUUUGAUGUCAUUAACAUUUGUCAAUUAAUAUUUUAUAAUGGGGAAUUUAAUUUUAACUCUGCUUUUUAAGUGCAGAUUUCUUUAAUAUUGAGGUUUCAAGGGAGGCUACCAAGCAAGUUAUUAAAGAUAACUUGCGGUAAAAAGGUAUUUUACCAGAUUAUGUCGGUAGUAGUAAGUAUACUGCACCUCCUGUCAUAAUUUGAUGACUUUGACCUUUUGACCCUGCCCCCUCCCCACGCGGACCACCCACAUAGCUUUGAACUUUUGACGGUCACAGUUCUCGUUACGACGUGUUUGUCAUCAGCUGUGAAAUGACUUAAUAUUUAGAAAACAUCCGGCAGCUGUGAUAUGACCUGUUUUGUAAUAUCAUGUCAUUACGGAUUAACCUUAUGACAAGUGUUAUAACAUCUGUUUGUAAUAUAAACACCACUGUUUUAAAUUGAUCUCUAGUUCAUUCUAGGCAGUGAAGUAGUGUGUUUAUUUGGCAGUUUUGUGUAUCAUUUGCGACCAAAGUUUGAAUCUGCCAAAAGAGAACAUGUUUUUGACUAAACCAUUCGAUUUUGACCUGGAAGUUUGAAGUUUGCACAAGUUGGUGUGUAGUUUUGAGAUGGUUUAUAGUUGUGAGAAAAUGGGGAAUUGUUUCAUGAAUUGUGCGUUAGCAAUCGAUACAAACUGUAAUGCAUUUUUAAUGCCACAGAACAUUGUACAAGUCAUCAACAAUCAAAAAGCAUACAAUACCACACGUUACAUACUCAGCACUUCACUGCACUCAAACACACACGCAAACAACA